Messenger RNA from Tigriopus californicus, 1444 nucleotides. RefSeq lists its product as uncharacterized. The transcript is spliced from 10 exons. Lineage: Eukaryota; Metazoa; Arthropoda; Copepoda; Harpacticoida; Harpacticidae. The coding region runs from base 28 to 1224 and encodes 398 amino acids. The record is from RefSeq and is a predicted model, not a curated record.
CCAAACAGAGAUCCCAGAACGCUCAAGAUGGGUAAUAAACUCCGAGAGUUGGUUCAGAUACUUUGGUUUCUAUCGCUUUGUAGCGUCUCCAACUUUGGACUCUGUAGUGAGGUUGAGUCCCCUCGAAACAAACGUCUCUUCUCACUCUUUCAAAUUAUCACGUUCCCGAAUGACCCAUGCGUUGGAAACGCAGGUAAAAAUGGAACAUGCUACACCAAUGAAGAGUGCAACUCUCGAAGAGGCAGCUCCGGAGGAACAUGUGCCCAAGGAUAUGGAGUUUGUUGUACAUUUACUAUCAACUGCGGAGCCACCUCAAAUGAGAACUGCACCUACUUUGAAUCUGCCGGCUCCGAAAUUGGAGGUUGUCGAGCCACGAUUUGUCCAUGUGGAGAUAACAUUUGUCAGCUCCGAUUGGACUUUGAUAUGUUUGUCAUCAGUGGACCAUCAACAUCGGCCGACGUGAUUGGAAUGGCCACAUCGGGACAAAUUAGUGGGGCGGGCCAACCAGUCUCCAGUCAAACUCGGUGUCUCACCGAUAUAUUUAGCGUUGGAGAUCCCAACGGAUGUGCGCCUCCUACCAUUUGUGGUACCAAUAGUGGAGAACACAUGUAUGUGGAUGCUGCUGAUGCUUGCAACGACUUGACAUUUGAAUUGGGUCAGCAAGGGCAAGGCACAGGGAUCGCCGAUCGCCAAUGGAGCAUAAAGGUGACCCAAUAUUCUUGCGACUCGAAAAAUCUCGCGCCAGAGGGCUGCACGCAGUAUUUCUUUGGCAACGAUGAAGGAGCCAUUCAAACGUAUAAUUAUGUCAACGGAAUUCACUUGGCCAAUCAAGAUCAGAACAUAUGUAUCAGACGAGAACGCGGUAAUUGCCAGAUAUGUUACACCACCGAAGAGGACGAGGACUUCAGUGUCUCCGGAAUGGCAGUGACCGUCAAAACCGCAGGUGAUAUGUGUUGUGGAUAUGGUACAGAUGGCAUGGGCACUACGGGUUAUGAUUGCAUCCAAAUUCCCGGAGCACAGGUGAAAACGGGCGCGAUGACGAGGAUUCAAGAUGUGAUUUGUGGAUCUGGCAAAGGAAUCGGAAUCAAUGGAGACACCAAGACCAUUUGUAGCAAUAUCCAUCCAUUUAACCUCCGAUUCACAUCGGAUCAAUUCGACUUCAUGACGGAAACGGGAAUCAAGGGAUUCCGUCUCUUGUACUCCCAAAACUCGAUGGAUUGCUAGGACGGAUUUUAUAUGUAACAUGUAUGUUGUUUCUUUAUUAGUAUGUCAGCAUUGUAUUGAAAUAUAUUUUCCAGCUUUGAUUAACAUUAUUGAAAACAUUGUCCGCAUGCAGUCCAAGCAAAAACUUCUCUGCAAAUAUUAUAACCUCAUUGUAAGUAGUAGGGCUCUCUAGUAGAAGAGUACGAGCAUGAAAAGUGACCCCAGACGGGCGCAGCCUCCA